Molecule: messenger RNA, 1843 nt
Organism: Arvicola amphibius (Eurasian water vole)
Lineage: Eukaryota; Metazoa; Chordata; Mammalia; Rodentia; Cricetidae
Gene: Ddx28
Product: DEAD-box helicase 28
Biological process (GO): mitochondrial large ribosomal subunit assembly
Cellular component (GO): mitochondrion
Molecular function (GO): ATP binding; RNA helicase activity; nucleic acid binding
Source: RefSeq, a predicted model, not a curated record
UGCAUCAAGGGAACCAUGGCUUUAGUCCGGCCCAUGCGACUGUUGUCGCUAGCGUUUCGGUUUCUUCUGGAGCCCCGACGGAACAAAGCGGUGCACAGAUCCGAUGAGCCCUUGCCAGUGGUACGCAUUCCGCGGGCUCUGCAGCGACGGAGCAGCCAACAGCGACAGAGCGAUCGUGGGGGUUUCCCACGGCCGGUGCUAGUGCGACCCGGUCCACUGCUGGUCUCGGCGCGGCGGCCAGAGUUGAACCAGCCCGCGCGCCUCACGCUGGGCCGUUGGGAGUGCGCGCCACUGGCUUCGCGUGGCUGGAAGCAUCGGCGAUCGCGUCGGGAUCAUUUUUCCAUAGAGCGAGUGCAGCAAGAGACGCCCGCGCUGACGAACCUCUCGUCCCGUGGCUUCGCGGACCUGGGUCUGGAGCCCCGAGUGCUGCUUGCGCUGCAGGAGGCUGCGCCCGAAGUCGUUCGGCCAACCUCGGUGCAGUCGAAAACCAUCCCCCCAGUGCUUCGCGGCCGCCACCUCCUUUGCGCUGCCGAAACGGUAGUGGCCAAGACCUCAGCUACCUACUGCCCCCUAUUUCAACGUCUCCUGAGAGGACCAGGCCUGGACUCCCGCAGUUCCACAGCUCCCCGAGGCCUGGUUCUGGUACCUUCCCGAGAAUUAGCCGAGCAAGUGCAGGCCGUGGCCCAGUCACUGGGUCGGUACCUGGGCCUACAGGUGAUAGAGCUUGGAGGCGGCCUCGGCAUGAGUAAGCUCAAACUGCAGCUGUGUAGACUACCGUCAGCAGAUGUGCUUGUGUCCACUCCCGGGGCUCUGUGGAAGGCCCUGAAAAGUCAACUGGUCAGCUUGCAGCAUCUUUCCUUCCUCGUCCUGGAUGAAGCCGACACAUUGCUGGAUGAAAGCUUCCUGGAACUUGUGGACUACAUCUUGGGAAAGAGCCCAAGCGAAAGUCCAGAUGAGUUAGAAGACCCCUUUAAUCCCAAAGCUCAGUUAGUGAUGGUGGGAGCCACGUUUCCAGAAGGCGUAAACGAAUGCCUGAGUAAAGUCACCAGCCCAGAUUGUCUCACCACCGUCACCAGCUCCAGGCUCCACUGCAUCAUGCCUCAUGUCAGACAGACAUUUAUGAGACUAAAGGGAGAGGAGAAGGUAACAGAACUGGUUCAGAUCCUCAGACAGCAUGACAAAGCAAAUAAGACAAAAGCCUCAGGAACUGUCCUGGUGUUCUGCAACAGCUCCAGCACUGUGAACUGGCUGGGAUAUAUUCUGGAUGACCACAAAAUCCAACAUCUGAGACUGCAAGGGCAGAUGCCAGCCUCGAUGAGGGCCGGCAUCUUCCAGAGAUUCCAAAAGGGCUCCCAAGAUGUCCUUGUCUGCACAGACAUAGCAUCGCGAGGUCUAGAUAGCAUCCAUGUGGAACUGGUUGUCAAUUAUGAUUUCCCCCCUACUCUGCAGGAUUACAUCCACAGAGCAGGAAGGGUGGGUCGAGUGGGCAGUGAAGUACCAGGGACCGUCAUCAGUUUUGUGACCCAUCCCUGGGAUGUGAGCCUGGUCCAGAAAAUUGAGCUGGCAGCUCGUCGAAGAAGAAGCCUUCCAGGAUUAACCUCCUCAGUAAAGGACCUUCUGCCUCAACAAGCCUGAUUUUUGGCUGGCUCAAAUACUAGAACAGGGACCCACCUGGGGGCCCAGGAGGGGUGAAUACUUUGAUCAGUGGGUGACAUCAGAUCACCACACCACCCCUUGCCUCUCUGAAAACAUGAUGCACUGUUUGGAGAUUUGAAAAGUAAAGCUGGCCUGAACUGGAGACUAACAUAUUAAAAAUAAAUAAAUAAAAGGGAUUUUGACUUUA